UGCCAAGUUUUACAUUUGAAACAACUUUGUAAAGGAAAAGAAGAGCCUGAAACAAAAGAAAUACUGCAACUUCUUAAAUAUACCAUUUCUAGAAAGAGCUAUUUUAACACAAGAUAUCUCUUUUAGAUAACUGGGUAUGACGAAAAAUGCUCUUCUCUAACACAGCCUUUUGAUGGACAAGAGUUUCUAAGUGUCAUUCCCCCAACAAUCUAUAAGAUGACCACUCCUCACAAUCAAGCUCAACCUGGCCCUUCCAACAAUUCACAUCCAGAAGAAUACAAGAUCGCAGCCCUUGUCUUCUACAGCUGUAUCUUCAUAAUUGGAUCAUUUGUUAAUGCCACUGCCUUAUGGGUUUUUAGUUGUACUACCAAGAAGAGAACCACUGUAACCAUCUAUAUGAUGAAUGUGGCACUAUUGGACUUAAUAUUUAUAAUGAGCUUACCCUUUCGGAUGUUUUAUUAUGCAAAAGGUGAAUGGCCAUUUGGAGAGUACUUCUGCCAGAUUCUUGGGGCUCUCACAGUGUUUUAUCCAAGUAUUGCUCUAUGGCUUCUUGCUUUUAUUAGUGCCGACAGAUACAUGGCCAUUGUGCAGCCAAAAUAUGCCAAAGAACUUAAAAACACAGGCAAAGCCAUGCUAGCAUGUGUGGGAGUCUGGAUAAUGACCCUGACAACCACCAUCCCGCUCCUACUGCUCUAUGAAGACCCAGAUAAAGCCUCCACACCCCCCACCUGCCUGAAGAUUUCUGACAUCACCCACUUAAAAGCUAUUAACAUGCUGAACUUCACUCGACUGAUAUUUUUUUUCUUGAUUCCCCUGUUCAUCAUGAUUGGGUGCUACUUAAUCAUCAUUCAUAGUCUCCUUCACGGGAAGACAUCUAAGCUGAAACCAAAAGUCAAGGAGAAGUCUAUAAGGAUCAUCAUCACACUCAUGGUACAGGUGCUCAUCUGCUUUAUGCCUUUCCAUAUCUGUUUUGCUUUCCUGAUGCUGGAAGGGGAUGAGAACAGUUACAAUCCCUGGGGAGCCUUUACCACCUUCCUCAUGAACCUCAGCACCUGUCUGGAUGUGAUUCUCUACUACAUCGUUUCAAAACAAUUUCAGGCUCGAGUCAUUAGUGUCAUGCUCUACAGAAAUUACCUUCGGAGUGUGCGCAGAAAAAGCUUCCGAUCAGGUAGUUUACGGUCACUAAGCAAUGUAAACAGUGAAAUGCUUUGAAUGAUAAGCAGGUUUCUGUUUUUAAUCUCUUUAUA
Nyctereutes procyonoides (raccoon dog) is the source of this 1247-nucleotide messenger RNA. It is a transcript of the gene GPR18, whose product is annotated as G protein-coupled receptor 18. Bases 217 to 1212 code for a protein of 331 amino acids. The record is from RefSeq and is a predicted model, not a curated record. Gene Ontology annotation, biological process: phospholipase C-activating G protein-coupled receptor signaling pathway; positive regulation of Rho protein signal transduction. Lineage: Eukaryota; Metazoa; Chordata; Mammalia; Carnivora; Canidae. Gene Ontology annotation, cellular component: membrane. The transcript is spliced from 2 exons. Gene Ontology annotation, molecular function: G protein-coupled receptor activity.